Molecule: messenger RNA, 451 nt
Organism: Pelodiscus sinensis (Chinese soft-shelled turtle)
Lineage: Eukaryota; Metazoa; Chordata; Testudines; Trionychidae
Source: RefSeq, a predicted model, not a curated record
AAAUAAAUCUGUUCCAUGGACAUCAAAUGUCAAAAAUAUGUACUGUACCAUUUACCUUUUUGGUACUCCAGGAGAACUUACUUCAGAUGCAGUGCUUUGCUACUCUUCUAUAUUAAUAAGAAGCCCAAGAAGAGUUUCCAGGUGCAAGACUGGGCUGGUUUAGAUGAAGAUGAAGAUGCACAUGUCUGGGAAGACAAUUGGGAUGAUGACAAUGUAGAAGAUGAUUUCUCCAAUCAGUUAAGAGCUGAACUAGAGAAACAUGGAUAUAAGAUGGAGACCUCAUAGUUUUAAAGGAAGAUGGAAUAAUCUUGGAAUAAAAUUGGACUAUAGAUUGCAUUGUUGACAAAAGAAUACAGCCUGGGACAUGAGAUGAUACUUCAGUCCAUUAUCAGUUUGCAAUGAUUUAUUUUGGUUUUGUAUAAAGAAUAAAAAAUUAAUUGAAAUCCUCUUA